AUGGGAUUGGAGGAAAGGAUCGACACACGUAGCAAGCAAGGCAAAUUUAAUCAGACAUCGACUAUUUGCAAGCAUGCCUUUUCUGACCUAACACAUAUUUCUCCAUUGGUAUUCAUAUACCUCUUGAAAGCGUGCUAUUUCAAUGGCACAUAUAAGGCAACUAAGAAGUUCCGAGUGCUUCAAGAUCAGGUUCAUCUAGUACUGCGCAAUGAUCCCCAACCUGGACCAGCUACUUUUGUUAUUCAGUGCCUCUAUGUCUUGCCUAUAUUUGAUUUAUACUCUGAAGGGUUCAGUCAUUUGAUUAUAUCUGCUCUUCGCCGUUUCCUGAAAAUGGAAACUUCCAUGUGGGACUCUUUAGAAGCAAAAGACCUGGCUUCCCAACUAUUUAUCGAUAUUGUUGGGGGCUCUGUCAAUCAUGAUGAGAGGAUAGUUGAGAAGAUUCUUGAAGCUUUUGAUAUUCAUCUGGCAAACAUUGAUAAAGUAAUGUGCCUGAGUGCAAAGAAUGAUUGCAGAUUUGACACUGCAAAAAAGUUCGUUGAGCAAUAUAUAUUUGGACUGAUAGAGUCUCAAUCAUAUAUGACUGCAGUUACUCUUUUAGAGCACUUCUCUAUCCGCCAAUCUGGCCAAUCUUUUCUCCUUAGUAUGAUAGAAAGAAAACAAUUGAAAGCAGCAGAUAAGUGGGCAACAUUCAUGGGAGAGCCAAUGUUAUGCGUUCUUGUUCAGGAAUACUUUGACAGGAACAUGCUAAAAAAUGCUUAUGAGAUUAUACAGAAAAACAAUCUCCGACAUGAAUUUCCCAAUGUUUAUCAUAAGUACAAAGAAAGCUCACUAAAGAAAUUAGCAGAAAAAGGAUGCUGGGAUGUCGCAGAAGCAAGGACAAACAGUAAUAGACAACUUCUUGAAUAUCUGGUUUAUUUAGCAAUGGAGGCUGGUUACUCAGAAAAGGUUGAGAACUUUGCGAUCGAUACUCGCUUGAAGCUGGUUGUAGAAGGCGUUGUUUGGGUUGAUGAAGUCAAUGCCUUGCACAAUGCAACCUCUCAUAUUGAGGGAUGCAAAGUUGUGGGUCUUGAUUGUGAAUGGAAACCGAACUAUGUAAAAGGCAGCAAACCGAACAAGUUAUUCAAUGAUAUCCCUGACGUUCUGGAUGAUUCCUUAACUCGCAUUUUGCAAUCUCCUAGGAUUCUAAAACUCGGCUAUAAUUUUCAAUGCGAUAUGAAGCAGUUGGCUCAUUCAUAUGAAGAGUUAGAGUGUUUCAAACACUAUGAGAUGCUACUGGACAUCCAGAAUGUAUUCAAAGAGCCUCGGGGUGGUCUGUCUGGGCUUGCAAAGAAAAUACUGGGAGUUGGUUUGAACAAGACAAGAAGGAAUAGCAAUUGGGAGCAACGGCCUUUGACGCAGAAUCAGCUGGAAUACGCAGCUCUUGAUGCUGCUGUUCUGAUUCACAUAUUUCGCCAUGUCCGUGGUCAUUCUCAGACUGCUGAAGGGGAGGGGCAUGGACAACUUGAGUGGAAAUCCUGCAUUGUUUCCCACAUGGACAACAUCAAGAAGUCCAAGAAGGGCAGUAAAAAGGAGUCAUCAGAAGCUGAAACGAAGGAGGAUCGGCAAUUUAGUUAG
Messenger RNA from Prunus armeniaca (apricot), 1614 nucleotides. Lineage: Eukaryota; Viridiplantae; Streptophyta; Magnoliopsida; Rosales; Rosaceae. The record is from the annotation of a GenBank genome assembly.